Molecule: messenger RNA, 331 nt
Organism: Cuscuta epithymum
Lineage: Eukaryota; Viridiplantae; Streptophyta; Magnoliopsida; Solanales; Convolvulaceae
Source: the annotation of a GenBank genome assembly
GUGGCCGUGGUUCGUACGCUCCUGGAGGAGGCCGUGGAGCUUAUCGGCAGCUCCAAUGUCAUUUUUGUGACAACAUCGGACAUGACGUUAAAAAUUGCCGCAAACUUCAGCGUUUUCUUAGGAACCACAACAUCAUACCACAGCCGGGUCCGCACGCUAACUAUGUCUCUGCUCCUCCUUCCAUGCAGCAUCAACCAUGGUUAUUUGACAGCGGUGCCUCUCAUCAUAUCACGUCUGAUGUGUCUCAAUUGCCUACUUAUUCGGAGUAUGGAGGACCCGAGGAGGUUAAGUUAGGGGAUGGAUCGCAUCACGGGGGCGCCACUUCUGCGAG